AUGCCUGUGGCGCUUGGCGCCGAUUCCCCGCUCCCGUAUUCGUCGCGUCCCUUUGGCGUGGCGUCUGUUGUUCUUGCCCCGCCGGUUCUGUCAACACCAGUGGAACUCGAGGCGGGGAUGUCUACCGCUGGUUCUCCUGCUCCCGUAUCGUGCUCCACGGUAGUCGGCUCUGCACAAGCGACGUCUGGCGUGGGGGGCUCGACGCCCGUGCCUGCCUCUUUUCUGGCGCCUGCGGUCGUCGUGGCACCUCCCCCUGUCCCUGUUGUUGCUCCCUCGCAUGUGCCCCCCCCUGGGGUGCUGCACUCGCCUGUUGCGGAGCAGGUUGACGCUGCUAUGAUGGCGUCUGCGUCUGGUGAGGCACCUCCUCCCGCGCCUGUUCAGGUGCCGUCCCCCGUGGCCGCCGUGGCUGUAUCGGAGGCGCGUGCUGCUGUGUCCCCUGGCGGGCUCGGCGAGUCAGGGCAACUCGCGGCGUGCGGCUCCGUCACCAACAGCUCCCCUUCCCGCAGCUCUCCCGGCGGUUGCACCGCUGGCGGCGGUGUCUCUUCCGGCACCCUCGGCCCCGGUUACUGGUGCACGGAUCUGCUACUGGUGCAGACGCUGGCGCACGGAUCUCUUUCACCUGUUCCUGCGGAGUCCCUGCUUGACGGCCUGCGAGAUGACUGUCUUGACGCGGUUGACCAGAUUGCCCUCCUCCUGGAACAUGUGUUGGCCGCGCCCGUGCGGGGAGGCGUUGGGGCUGUGGGGCAGCUGGAUGUGGCUGUGCGGCGGAGGUACCUGUGGGCAGGUUCCAGAGCCGACGCGAUUGUCGCAACCAUUCUGGUGGUCCACUCGGUGUGGCAGACGAUGACAGGCAUUCUGAAUGCCCUGCAGGCCGAUCGCAUGUAG
This is a messenger RNA of Closterium sp. Naga37s-1, 885 nucleotides long. Lineage: Eukaryota; Viridiplantae; Streptophyta; Zygnematophyceae; Desmidiales; Closteriaceae. The record is from the annotation of a GenBank genome assembly.